CGCUGGCCAGUCAACGCCGAGCGCUGAGCCCGAGCGGCCGCGAGUUUCAUUCAACAAUAAAAGCAAAAACACAUUUUACAAAAAUGUUUAAAAUUAGCGCUAUGUAAAAACGGAAAGCAAAAUCAACUUGGAGAACUGCGCCGGCACAGUGGCUGCCGUUAGUCAAGGAAUACACACACACAGCACUGCUGACCAUGCCCACAACGUCGCCGCCGCCCAAUCGACGGCAGCUGCUGCGCAGCGUUGAGAGCUUACGCGGACGCGUUUGUCAAAUAUUAAAUUGUGUUAUUAAUUUGCACAUUGAAUUUUUGGUGCUCGAAUCGAAUGUGGCCGCAUUGCUGGAUGAGGUGAGAUGCCUGAACGACGACUACGCCGAGGUGCAGCGCUUGGAUCAGCUGAUCGAGGCGCUGCGGGACUACGGUGGACCCACCAUAUGCCAUGAGUGGCCAUAUCCUUUGAUUUUUAAGGGCACAAUCGACGAGGCACACGUCGCACAAAUACUCAACACAACGGAACUAGUUCCGGAGCCAUCGCCAACAACAGUCAGUGCCAAGAAUGAGCUGUUGAAGCAGACUGAAGGGAGCGAACUGGCUGGCCUAAGCAGACGUUCAAAACUUUGGCGGUUCACGCGAACUAGAUCAGCGGCGCGAAAAACAGAAGAAGCUAGUGCAAGCUGAUGAACAUUUGAGAGCUACUAAUGCAGUUGGAGGUCGAAACAAUAAUCGAAAUCAUGACAGUCGACUAUAACUAGAUCAGCUCCUAGAAUAGAAUUAUUAACUAGUCUUAGCUGAUUGAGAUGUUUGCUUCUCGUAUUUACAUAAGUCUGUUUAGUUUACUCUUCCUAUAGUCUAUGUGAAGGAAUACCAAAAAAUAUAUGUUUAUGCUUAAGCGAUAAAUGUCAAGCUAAUGUGUUGGCGGUUUUUGCUGCUGUUCCUCUAAUUGACUGCGGUCAAUCGAGGCAUCGACCAGGGCGGCUCUUUCCCUACCCAUCUACCCACGUGGUGCAUAACCGCAGGCGUCGCAUUCAAGAUUUUUGCGGCGCCGACAGAAGCAGGCAUUGCUUUUGACAUGAGACUGUGGCUUCAAUUGAGACACAGCCUGUUUACACAAAGAAAUCAUAGCCGCAAUCUCCACACCUCCUCAUUGAAGCAAGGAACCGCAACAGGUUGCCGCAUCUAAUUAAAAUGACCUCCUUUGUUAAAGGAGUUGUAUCUGCGAAUGCGAAUGCGAAAGUUA
This is a messenger RNA of Drosophila arizonae, 1236 nucleotides long. RefSeq lists its product as uncharacterized. Lineage: Eukaryota; Metazoa; Arthropoda; Insecta; Diptera; Drosophilidae. The record is from RefSeq and is a predicted model, not a curated record.